ACAGUACAUUUUGCUAGUUUCAGUCUUUUAUGUAGUAAACAGAAAUAAAUUUGUAAUUUUAUCAGUUGCUUAGUGUUUCAGUCCUGCUGUGGUGGAAUUUAGUAAUCGCAAAUUGGUAUUAAAAAUGCGUAUGGCAAUAAAAAAAAUAUGAAUUGAUAAAGGAACUUGAAGAAAUGGAAAGAUUGACUAAUCAAUACAGAAUGAGGAAUGAAUGUAUGAUGAACUUUGCAGCUGUUUCAUUUUUACGCGCUGUUGAGGAAGAAUGAUUAUAGUAGCGUUGCCCAAUACAGGAAUGACAGCUACCUAAUUUCUUUGGAUGACUUGUUUUGAACCCUGCUCCCCGGUUCAGAAGCCACUUAGUACAUACCUUUAAUAAUCGUAAACAUAGGGCUGAAGAUAGUUUUCAGCUUCUUCGAAAUGUCUGUUGGUAAAACAAGAAAACUUUUGGAUGUAGCUCGCUUUAGCAGGAGUCCGUUAUGUCACUUUCAACACAGAUCAGUUUAUACGCAUUCGCAGCUCCCAGAAACACACAAAAUGCUUUAUAAAUCUGUCCGCGACUUCUCUGAAGCCGAGCUGAAACCACUGGCGUCAACGUUCGAUCGUGAGCACUUGUACCCGGGUGAUCAGAUAAAGAAGAUGGGAGAGUUAGGCCUUAUGGCUGUAGAGGUUCCAGAGGAUUUAGGAGGAACUGGUUUAGACUAUCUUGCGUAUGCCAUUGCCACAGAAGAAAUAUCAAGGGGUUGUGCUUCUGCAGGAGUAAUAAUGAGUGUCAACAAUUCUCUGUACCUUGGACCUAUUCUCAAAUUUGGUACACAGAAGCAGAAAGAAAAAUUUAUUACCCCAUUCACUACAGGUCAGCGUGUGGGCUGCUUCGCUUUGAGUGAACCAGGAAAUGGCAGUGAUGCUGGUGCAGCAUCUACUACAGCUCGUAAACAAGACAAAGGAUAUAUUCUCAAUGGUACAAAGGCAUGGAUUACCAACGGUUAUGAAUCUGAAGCCACUGUUGUUUUUGCAACAACAGAUAAAAGCAAGAAGCAUCGUGGAAUUAGUGCCUUCCUUGUUAGUAAACCAACGAAAGGUCUGGAACUGGGAAAAAAGGAAGAUAAACUAGGUAUAAGAGGCUCUUCAACAUGCAGUUUGAUAUUUGAAGACUGUUCUGUGCCAGAAGAAAAUGUUUUAGGAGAGCUUGGGAUGGGUUUCAAAAUUGCAAUGAUGACACUGGAUGCUGGUCGGAUUGGAAUUGCUUCACAGGCUCUUGGCAUUGCUCAGGCAUCACUUGACUGUGCAGUUGAUUAUGCAAGCAAACGUAUUGCAUUUGGCUCUCCUAUAUUGAAACUACAAGCUAUACAGGCAAAGAUAGCUGACAUGGCUCUGAAGGUAGAGUCAGCAAGACUUCUGACCUGGCGGGCAGCACAUUUAAAAGAUACAAAGCAACCAUUUACGAAGGAAGCAGCAAUGGCAAAACUGGCUGCAUCAGAAGCUGCUACAUUCUGCUCCCAUCAGGCGAUACAGAUUCUUGGAGGAAUGGGCUAUGUGAGUGACAUGCCAGCAGAGAGGCAUUAUCGAGAUGCACGCAUUACUGAGAUAUAUGAAGGAACGUCUGAAAUUCAAAGACUUGUGAUUGCUUCCAAUAUUGCAAAGGAAUAUGGACUGUAAGCAUGGGGCUUUGGUUUAACAUUAACGAUAAUUGGGUUGCUGAUGUCCUCUUAAUCUUGUAAACAAGAUUAAGAAAAAGUACAGAUGGAACGUAGACGUAAUACACAGAGGCAGCUUGUGUGAACCUGUGGAGUUUCUCAUUGUUUGCACGAAAGGAAAGUGACAGCUGUUUUUCCUCUUAACAUUUGUUGUACUUUAUUAUUUGCUAAUUCAGCUGCAAAAUGUAUGUGGAUGUCCAUUUGUCAACAGUCACAUGUGUAAAGAAUUGUCAAAGUUGCUCUCUAGGAAAAUUACCAUAAUUAUUCUGAGACUGGACUGCACACCCUUGUUAAGUAACUACUUCAUUGGUCUCAUGUCUCAAUAUUAAAUGAAAAUGUUCAUGCCUAGAAUGUUGUUUGGCUGCAGUAUUUGUGAUAAAGUGACUUUUUUUUUUUACCCUUGAGUACUUUAUAUGCACUGUAUGGCUGGAGUAUUUUAAUAAUGUUAUAUUGACUGAGGUCUCUUAUAUCAUUAUAGGAAAAUGUUUACUAUACAGUGCACAAUUUAAAUAAUGAAUGUUUACAAUAUUUGAAUAGUAACAUUUAUUUUAUUUAUUGCAUAUUCUUUUAUAAAAGAGGCAAAUAAGAGUGCUGUAUAUUAUAUAUUUUGAUAUAAACAUUUUGUAUAAGAAUUUGUACGUGUAAUAUUUUAUCAUUGUGAGAAAUACAAAUAAUCUUGUACAUACGUUUUCUGAUUUUAGAUCUGAGAAUCAAUAUCACAUGCCUGUUUUCCAAGCAAUAUUCCAAAUAAAUUUUGAUUUAUUUUGAAAUUUACCCAUAUUUGUAAAAAGAAGUGAUGAAUCUUCAGACUUCCACGAAAGCUAAUUUGCCAUGUAUUUGUGUACAUAUUUAAUAAUACAUCAGUGUGGAGAAUAGUAGAGACUAGAAGGCAAUAUUUGCUUUGGCAUGUGCAGUGAUUGUGAUGAAUACCUAGAAUGAAGGAGUUAAUGCUGUAAAUGUUAUUAUAUUUUGUAACACUGUAAUUGUUACAUACUACAGAAUUGUAUAUAAAAUUACCUUUUUAUGUACAAAUGUGCUGGUGUCCUGCCAUAUUAAAUCAUCUCAAUUUAAAGCAUAAAUGCACUGCAA
Schistocerca serialis cubense is the source of this 2783-nucleotide messenger RNA. RefSeq names its product short-chain specific acyl-CoA dehydrogenase, mitochondrial (gene Arc42). Gene Ontology annotation, cellular component: mitochondrion. Gene Ontology annotation, molecular function: flavin adenine dinucleotide binding. The transcript has 9 exons. The coding region runs from base 418 to 1656 and encodes 412 amino acids. The record is from RefSeq and is a predicted model, not a curated record. Lineage: Eukaryota; Metazoa; Arthropoda; Insecta; Orthoptera; Acrididae. Gene Ontology annotation, biological process: butyrate catabolic process; fatty acid beta-oxidation using acyl-CoA dehydrogenase.